Molecule: messenger RNA, 905 nt
Organism: Vanrija pseudolonga
Lineage: Eukaryota; Fungi; Basidiomycota; Tremellomycetes; Trichosporonales; Trichosporonaceae
Gene: yipf5
Product: Protein YIPF5
Exons: 3
Coding region: 44-826 (260 amino acids)
Biological process (GO): vesicle fusion with Golgi apparatus; endoplasmic reticulum to Golgi vesicle-mediated transport
Cellular component (GO): trans-Golgi network; membrane
Source: RefSeq, a predicted model, not a curated record
GACAGCACGACAACUCCGGGGCACACUCCCCCCACCCUCCGCUAUGUUCAACCAAAACGCGUACCAGAGCUCGCCGUACGGCGCGCAGACCGAGCCCCUCGCCUUCUUCCAGGGCGGGCCGUCGGCUUCCUCCAGCUCGAGCUACUACGGCCACGGCAGCCAGGGCCGGUCAGGCGUCGAAGGCAACCUCGGCGGCGGGGGGUACGCGACGGGCCAGAUGUCGGGCUCGGGGCGGAUAGGCGGCAUGCUUGCGGGCGAGGGCAAGUGGUGGGAGGCGUUUGGCAGCGGCGGGCUCGAGGGCGAGCCGGGAUUGAUGGAGGAACUCGGCAUCAACCCCUCCCAUAUCCUCCAAAAGUCGCUCACCGUCCUCAACCCCCUGCGCAAGGUCGACGCCAACAUUAUGGACGACGCCGACCUCGCAGGGCCGUUCGUCUUCUGCUUCGCCUUUGCCUUCAUGCUGCUGCUGUCCGGACGGCCACAGUUCUCGUACAUCUACGGCGUGGGCCUGCUGGGCACGAUCGCAAUCUACACGCUGCUCAACCUCAUGUCGGAAACCGGCGUCGACGCAUAUCGCACCGCCUCGGUGCUCGGCUACUGCCUCCUGCCCAUGGUCGGGCUCGGCGGGCUCGGCAUCGCGGUGCGCAGCGACCACAUUAUCGUCUACGCCCUGUCGAUCAUCUCCGUCGUGUGGUGCACCUACUCGGCCAGCUCGAUCUUCGUCGCCGUCCUCCGGAUGGACCACCAGCGUCUGCUUGUCGCCUACCCCGUCGGCCUGCUGUACGGCUGCUUUGCGCUCCUCAGCAUUUUCCAGGUGGCGAAGAAGUAGACGGGCGACGCAGCGCCGUAGACACAGAGACUCAGCAGCCGUAGACACAGUAGCAUGGAUCGCAUUUACGCAUGGCUAA